AUGAGCAGCAAAUCCCUGGAUCUGACUACCACCCCCUGCGAGCGAUGUAAGCAGGUCUCGCAGGAGAAUGAAGUUAUGAUUGCCUGUGACAACUGCGAUAGUUGGUUUCACCUACGCUGUGUGGGCCUAACUACGGUGCCGAAAAAGGACAAGAAGUGGUUCUGUCCGGAUGAUUCAUGUCAAACGGUUCACCAGGAGAAGCUGAAGAAGAACCGUGAUAAGAAGAAUCCUACGUCCGUCCCUCCAACCGUUGCCGAGAAGCUGAAAGCUAUGGAAGCGGAAAGAAAACGUAAGGAGGAGGAAAUGGAAGCCGAGUGGUUAAUCAAACAGAAAGAGUUUGAAAUCAGUAAUGCUCUGAAGGAAAAGCAAAUGCGUCUAGAGCGGAACCUACGCGAACAGCAGCUAAAAGCUGCCAGAGAGUUGCGCGAAAAGGAAAUGGAUGAAAAACGGACUCUGUUUGAAACGGAACUGCGGGAAAAACAGCAGCACUUCGAGCAAAUGAAGGUGAUGGAAGCCGAGCAACGCGAGAAGAUGUCCAAACUGGAAAAGCAGAUGGCGAUGGUAGACGUCAAGGAAAAGCCGACUAAGAAUAAGAAGAAUUCCGAAUCCCAGGACGUCCAACCGAGUACUUCUAAGCAGUCUCCGAAAGAACAAAAACCGGUUCAGCUGACGAAGGAGAAUCUCGAUCGCCUCGGGAAGAACAACGACAGCGAAGAAGAAGAAGAAGACGAGAGCUCCGAUGAUGGUGCCGAUACCAGCGACGACGGAGUUGAUGACGACGACCAGAAAAGCCACAUUAGCUUCCAAAACGGGCAGGGGCACCAGCGUGUCGGGCCAAGUAAAGCCCAAUUAAGUGCCAGGAAUGGGCUUACGCGGAAACUUCCCAUUUUUACGGGAAAACCAGAAGAGUGGCCUCUGUUCUUUGGAGCCUACCAAGCUUCUAAUGAAGCGUGCGGCUAUUCAGACGUAGAGAACUUGGUGCGUCUGCAAGAAAGCCUAAAAGGUGCGGCGCUAGAGUCAGUUCGUGGGCAACUUCUCCUUCCCAAAUCGGUUCCUAGGGUCAUCACGAAGCUUCGACAACUUUACGGUCGACCCGAGCAGCUGCUGCAAAGCCAUCUCGAGAGGGUUCGGAAGCUGGAUGCCCCGAGAGCCGACCGGUUGGCCAGUUUCAUACCUUUCGGAAAUGCGGUGGAACAGCUCUGCGAGCAUUUAGAAGCUGCCGAGCUCACUCUUCACCUCGUGAAUCCAAUCCUGAUACAGGAUUUGGUAAAUAAACUUCCGGACGGAGAAAAGCGACAGUGGUUGCACUACAAACGGAAGAAGAAGGAAACGACUCUGCGAACGUUCACGGAUUUCAUCUCGAAGAUCGUGUUCGACGCAUGUGAGGUGAACGUCAACUACGAAUACAAGCCAGACACUAAAGCAACAGCUGGGACGAGCGGAAAACUUAAGCAGAAGGAGAAAGCAGCUCUGUACAGCCACAGUGAGGCUAGCGGAUCUAAUGGACGAAACGAUCGGAAGAAGCAGAAGCCGUGUAGAGCGUGCCAACGAGACGACCAUCGGCUAAGAUUCUGUCAGGACUUCAAAAACUUAUCCUUUGCAGACAGAAUGAAGAUAGUCACCAAAUGGAAACUUUGCACGGUUUGCCUGAACGAGCACAGUGGGCAAUGCCGUUUCAAGAUUCGGUGCGACGUAGAUGAUUGCAGAGAAUUGCACAAUCCGCUGAUCCAUCCGGCCACAACGGCAGUUGGCAUGCACGCGCACAUCAAGCCCAGCGGUACAAUGAUGUUCCGGAUGAUUCCAGUUAUGAUUCACUGCGGAGAAAAAUCGCUGGCUGUGCUUGCAUUCCUAGACGAAGGAGCUUCCAUCACGCUGAUAGAGACCGAGUUGGCUGAUCGUCUGGGGCUAAACGGAGUGAAAGAAAAGCUAGUUCUCAACUGGACUGCGGACGUUUACCGAGUCGAGAAGAACUCCAGGCGAAUGAAUCUGUGGACUUCCGCUGUAGAUAAAGAGAAUCCAGAGAAGACUUUGCUGAGAUCGGUGUAUACAGUCGACAAGCUAAGACUACCGCACCAGACGCUCAAGGCUGAUGAACUGUCGGCGCAGUACGAUCACAUGCGGGGAUUGCCGAUCAGUUCGUAUGAUGGUCGACCUGGAAUUCUAAUUGGGCUAAGCAACAUUCACGCCUUUGCUCCUCUGGAAGCGAAGAUAGGCACUACGAGCGAGCCAAUUGCAGUACGGUGUCAACUCGGCUGGACGGUGUACGGGCCGCGACGAGCAUCUCCUGAAUCGCAGGGCAACUAUCUAGGCUACCACCAACAGGUAUCCAACGAAGGUCUUCACGAUCUCCUCAAGAACCAUUACGCACUCGAAGAAUCCGUGGUACGAGUGCACCAGGAAUCGGCUGAGGAUAAGAGGGCUCGGUCGAUCCUAGAGCAGACUACGAAACGCGUAGGGGACCAUUUCGAGACGGGGCUCCUCUGGAUCCAGGACGACGUGAGCUUCCCGGACAGCUACCCUAUGGCGUUGAAGCAGCUCAAGCAGUUGGAGAGAAAGCUGGAAAGGUCGCCGGAAUUGUAUCAAAACGUUCGAAAGCAGAUCGAAGAAUAUCAAACCAAAGAAUAUGCCCAUGAAGCCACCGAAGAAGAGCUGCGUAUUGCGGAUCCCAAAAAGGUGUGGUAUCUCCCGCUGAAUGUGGUGCUGAAUCCGAAGAAGCCUGACAAAGUUCGACUCAUCUGGGACGCUGCGGCGAUGGUCCAAGGAAUCUCCCUCAACUCCAUGCUGCUGAAGGGGCCGGACCUACUAGUGCCGCUGGUGUCAGUGCUUCUCAACUUCCGGGAGCGACGGAUUGCUUUCGGUGGAGACAUCCGCGAGAUGUACCAUCAAAUGAAGAUGAUCGCCAAGGACAAAUCCGCCCAACGGUUCCUGUUCCGAAACAACAGCGCAGAAAAGCCGAAAGUGUACGUGAUGGACGUCGCCACGUUUGGGUCGACGUGCUCGCCUGCAUCAGCACAGUACGUCAAGAACCGGAAUGCGGAGGAGCAUGCCGGUCAAUUCCCGGAAGCAGCGAUGGCCAUCAUCAAAAGGCACUAUGUCGAUGACUACUUCGACAGUGUCGACACGAUUGAGGAAGCGGUAGAACGAGCGAAACAGGUGAGGUUUAUCCAUAAGCGAGCCGGGUUUGACAUUCGAAACUGGGUGUCGAAUUCGCUGGAAGUUCUGACAGCGUUAGGGGACGCCAAACCUGGGGGAGCAGUUGUUUUCAACCAAGAUAAGCAGAAGUCCAACGAACGGGUUCUUGGGGUAAUCUGGGAGCAAGAAAAUGACGCCUUUGCCUUUUCUGCGACUCCCCGGCCGGAAAUGCAAGCCUAUUUGUGCGGUGAAAAGCGGCCUACAAAGCGAAACGUUCUAAGCUGUGUUAUGGGGUUUUUCGAUCCAUUGUGGCUACUGUCCCCAUUUACGAUUCAUGGCAAAAUGCUCGUCCAACAUCUCUGGCGAAGUGGCUGCGAAUGGGAUCACCAAAUCGAUGAACGCGGUUGGAACCAGUGGCAGCAGUGGAUUGGAUUGCUUCCAAAAGUCGAGGAAUUACGAAUUCCACGAUGUUAUCUGGGUGAUGCUGAAUCUUCGUCGGUAGAGUCCCUCGAGCUGCACAUCUUUACGGAUGCGAGCGAGCACGCUUAUGGCUGCGUGGCAUACCUAAGGUCGGUCGUCAAUGGAGAAGUGAACUGUAAUCUGGUCAUGUCUCGCGCAAAAGUAGCGCCGCUAAAGCGUCAGUCGAUUCCCAGAUUGGAACUGAUGGCUGCCGUCCUCGGCGCUCGAUUGAGCCGAACCUUUUUGGAAACGACUACGUUGUGUAUUGAUUGCACCACUCUGUGGAUCGACUCCCGAACUGUACUGUCGUGGCUACAGUCAGAUCAAUAUAAAUAUAAGCAGUUCGUUGCAUUUAGAGUUGGUGAGAUUCUGGAACUAACCAACAUGAGAGACUGGCGAUGGGUACCGACCAAGCAGAACGUCGCGGAUGUUCUCACCAAGUGGGGUCGAGGACCUCCAUUGCAGAACGAGUCGGAUUGGGUGAAUGGUCCAACGAUGCUGUAUCAACCGCGCAAUCAGUGGCCGGUAAUUGAACCAAGCGAAGAUACCAGCGAGGACGUGAGAGGUCUAAUGAUGUUCCAUGAAGUGGUCGAUGUGAGCGCUGUUUCAGGUUGGACGAAAUUGGUACGGGUGACCGCAACGGUGGUACGAUUCAUCUUUAACUGUCGCCGUAAAAUAGCCGGCGAGCCAAUCGUGACUUCGCAGGCUACGAAGCAUCAUCGUCCGCUAAUCAGAGCAAAACAACCAGCAAUUCAGCAACCCCUUCAACAAGAAGAACUUCGGCAUGCGGAAACCAUUCUCUGGAAACAGUCGCAAUUCGCCAGUUUUCCGGAGGAGAUGAGCAUCCUCACAGCGAAUCUCGAGCUAGAAACGGGACAACCACCGAAGAGAAUCGAGAGGUCCAGCGUUUUGUACAAACGUUCUCCAAUUCUGGACGCGGAAGGUGUGCUGCGAGUACGAGGAAGAAUGGAGACCAAUGAAACGAUCCCGUUCGACAAGAAAUUCCCGAUCAUCCUAUCGGGGAGACACGAGAUAACCCAAAAACUGAUCCUGCAUUACCACGAGAAGUUCGGGCAUGCUUACAGGGAGACCGUGUUCAACGAACUUCGUCAGAAGUUUUGGAUCCAGAACGCACGUACAGCAAUUCGACGAGCAACCGAGACUUGCGUGUGGUGCAAGGUAAAUCGAUGUGUUCCGGCUGCUCCCAUGAUGGGACCGUUACCCGUCCAUCGUACCACUCUUCACCUACGGCCUUUCAGUGCGGUAGGAGUCGACUAUCUAGGACCAGUUGAGGUAAUCAUAGGUCGCAGAACGGAGAAAAGAUGGGUGGUGGUCUUCACAUGUAUGGCUGUGAGGGCCGUGCAUUUGGACGUGGUUUACAGUCUGAGCACGGAGUCCUGCCUGAUGGCCAUCAAACGGUUCUCGAGCAAGCGAGGCAUUCCCGACCACAUCUUUUCCGACAACGCCACGUGUUUCCACGGAGCGAACACCGUAAUGAAGAAGGAAAUUGAGAAGAUACAUAAAGAGUGUGCGGAAAGAGUCACUUCGUCCACCACAGCGUGGCAUUUCAACCCUCCCAGUACACCACACAUGGGCGGUGUCUGGGAGCGAAUGGUACGGUCGAUCAAAGAGGCACUGCGGGUCCUGGACGACGGGCGGAAGCUGACCGAUGAGAUUCUCAUCACGGCUUUGGCAGAAGCUGAGGAUAUGAUUAAUACCCGACCAUUAACUUACAUUCCACAGGAGUCCGCUGAUGAAGAAGCUAUAUCACCGAAUCACUUCAUAAGAGGAACGGUGACCAAGGAAGAUGCAGUUUUGGACAACCCAGAUCAAUACUAUGAAACCCUGCGCAACAUGUAUCAACGGUCGCGGUGCCUGGCCAGCAAGUUUUGGGAACGGUGGUCGCAGGAGUACUUGCCCACUCUCAAUCAUCGCCCGAAAUGGUUCGAGGAUAGGAAGCCUCUGGAGGUCGGAGAUCUGGUGUUCAUUGUGGAAGGAAAGAACCGGAAGCAGUGGAGACGAGGACGCGUACAAGAAGUCGUCAAGGGAGCAGAUGGAAGGAUCCGGCAAGCGGAUGUAAGGACGGCUGAUGGCAAAGUGUAUCGACGAGGUGUGGCGAAUCUGGCGGUGAUGGAGAUACAGGAUGGUAAAUCCGGAAGGGCUGGAGGCUCUACCGGAUGUUACGGGCAGGGGACUGUUCACAUCACCGGGUAUUGA
Molecule: messenger RNA, 5808 nt
Organism: Toxorhynchites rutilus septentrionalis
Lineage: Eukaryota; Metazoa; Arthropoda; Insecta; Diptera; Culicidae
Exons: 1
Coding region: 1-5808 (1935 amino acids)
Biological process (GO): DNA integration
Molecular function (GO): nucleic acid binding
Source: RefSeq, a predicted model, not a curated record